AAUAUGAAAAUAUCUGCCACGCAAACAGCAGCGGUAAUAAUUUCAUGCCUUGCUAACUUUCUUUGUUACGAAAUCGUUUUGAAUUUGAAUAAACAUGUCAGAUUAUGGCGGUGCAAUGUGAGACAAUGUUUGGACACGAAUACACGUAUUAUGACCCGCUUAAAGCGUCCAUUUCGACGUCCGGGUGUUUUGCGAAGAACGUACCAAACGAAAGUUUUUAUAGCUUUGGUUUUCGGAGUGAUAUUCGGUUUUUUGUUCUCGUACGCAACACGGCAAUGCUUUUUCCGCAUAGCAAAGGACAAGGUCAAAUGCAAAAUAGUGAAAAUACAGCGACCAAAGUCGAAGACUGAGAACGUCACGAAAAUACCCGAAGAUACUCAACAGAAGACUGAAAACGUCACGAAAAUACCCGAACACAGACCUUUCAAUGUCUCUGUGGAAUUAAAAACGGCGAAAUAUUUCCUGAUAAUCGGGAUAAUGACGGCUGAGAAUUAUAUUCGCACGAGAGCCAAAGCAAUUCACGACAGCUGGGGAAACACUUCUGGCUCGGUUAAAGUUAUAUUUUUUACCGGUGAACGAGGAAACGCAAGCGGAAAUUUCGAUUUGGUUCGCCUACCCAAAGUGGACGACACCUAUCCGCCCCAGAACAAGUCAUUCCAGAUGUUGAAGUACGUAUUUGAACACUAUAUGGGGGAAUUUCAUUGGUUCGUUCGUGCUGAUGAUGAUGUUUACAUUCGGAGCGAUAAGCUUUCGGAGUUUCUGUAUGGAUUUGAUAGUUCGGACGAUUUGCUUUUUGGGCGCGCUGGAGUCGGCAAAUUUCAUGAAAAAGGAAAGCUUGGGUUGGGAGACAGCGAUAAUUUUUGCAUAGGUGGUGUUGGUGUGAUCAUGAGUCAAAGCUUGCUAAGAAAGGUCGCGCCAUAUUUGUUGACAUGUCUGAACGAAACUGUAACCUUACAUGAAGAUUCGGAGUUGGGAAGAUGCAUCCGCAGGCAUGUAGGUGUUAUGUGCCCGUGGGCUCAAGAAGUUCAACACAUGUUUUACCAGAAUUUCGAGAAACCAGAGAGGGUUUUCACGAACAGUUUGAAGAGAAGUCCCUUCAGAAACGCGAUUACGGUACAUCCGAUAAAAGAUCCAACGUAUAUGCUUCAUUUACGCCAUCACUUCUUAACUUCCGAUUUUCUCAACCUGCAAAACCGCGCUGCUCAUUUAAAGAAUCGACUGCGCAUGGCUCGAAACGUGCUAGCGAAUUUUUCGAGUAAUUCGACGAGAAAUAUCCGCUUCGAAUUAUUUCCAAGAAACUGUACCAUUCACUGGGAGGUUUGCGAUAACCAGUUUUUGUAUGGCCUCAGCGAGCCACCGUAUUCUUGGGUCAGCGGUCCUAUACUAGCAGGAAUAAAAAAACUUCAUGUCGGCGUGCUAAGUAAUAUCAACAUUGAAGCGCGUAGAUCGCAAAAGUCUCAAGAAGAAUUCAAAAAGCUUUACAAAGCAAGCCUGCGCACCCACCCUGCCCUGGGUCUGCAACUGACAACUGAGGUAGAAACCCUUCUAAAACCGCUGGACACAACAGGCUCGAGGAUACCUCGUCGCACGAGACAUUUCUCGCAUUUUCAACAAAGCUUCGCUCCUUUGUCGAAAAAUAUACUAAAAGAUACUUUCUCCGCUAAAAAUCACAGACCUGAAGUUAACUUCAUUGUUCCUCUCGUGGGGCGGUUUGAAACGUUUGAAAGAUUUUUAAAAAGUUUCGAGGAAAUGUUUCUAAUCCCAGAACUACCAGUUUGUCUUCUUAUAGUAUAUUUCUCCCAAGUUUCGUCGCCCAUAAGACAUAAGAAAAUAUUCAACGAUUUUCGCGCGAAGCAUCUGGGAGUUGAUCUUGCAUGGUCGGAAAUGGUCGGAGAGUUCUCGCGUGCCCGGGCGUUAGAAUUCGGCGUUCGUCGUUACGGUAUGAACCGUUUGCUAUUUUUUGCAGACGUGGACCUUAUUUUUAAAACAGAGUUCUAUUACCGUUGUCGAGCCGGUGCUAUUCUUGGCCAGCGGGUCUACUUUCCUCUCAUGUUUAGUCAAUAUAACCCACAGAUUGUUUAUUACAAUCGCUCAGCCUCCCCCAGUGGAGGUCACUCUAAGUUUGCGCCCCCCUGGAGGAAUAGAACGUUCACCAGCCGUGCAGGGGUCUGGCGCAAAUACAGCUUCGGUCCGGUGUGCGUGUAUUCGAAUGACGUUAUCGCGGUUGGAGGACUGAACACGACGAUACGAGGAUGGGGCCUCGAGGAUUUGGAUUUCUACGAAAAGUGCUUACGUUAUAAUUUGGAAGUAUUCCGCGCGCCAGACCUAGGACUAGUUCACAUGUACCAUGCUCAGACGAGCUGUCAAGAUCCUAGAAUGAACAAAUUGCAAGCGAAAAUGUGCGAAGACUCGAGACUGCGAGGGAUAGGGUCAGCGGAAUCACUGGUAGAGUAUAUGUUUGCCAAAGGUUAUUUAUAGCAUUUGGCAAAUUAUCAGAAUAUAAACUGCACGAAUCCUGGGAUAUUUUUGCAGUAGAUACGUAAAAUUUCCAGGCCAUGAACAAGCUUUAGAAAAAUCUUUAGACUCGGUGGUAAUAUCCAAUUCAAAAUCUCGAUUUUUUAUCGCAAUUCCUACAAUUCUUGAAACUAACACUUUAAAAGACAGCUUGAUCACACUCUCUCAUUUUCAAAUCUAUUUUUUGCGGCCUUCAAGCUUUAAACGGAUAUCCAUAUCCACAGCACUAGUCCAUUAAAUGAGAUUUUUUAGAAACUUUCAUGUGGAAUAAUUGAUUAAAGGUUUCCUCUAGU
Molecule: messenger RNA, 2807 nt
Organism: Dendronephthya gigantea
Lineage: Eukaryota; Metazoa; Cnidaria; Anthozoa; Malacalcyonacea; Nephtheidae
Product: chondroitin sulfate synthase 1-like
Exons: 2
Coding region: 4-2478 (824 amino acids)
Cellular component (GO): Golgi cisterna membrane
Molecular function (GO): glucuronosyl-N-acetylgalactosaminyl-proteoglycan 4-beta-N-acetylgalactosaminyltransferase activity
Source: RefSeq, a predicted model, not a curated record